Molecule: messenger RNA, 2720 nt
Organism: Scleropages formosus (Asian bonytongue)
Lineage: Eukaryota; Metazoa; Chordata; Actinopteri; Osteoglossiformes; Osteoglossidae
Product: ETS-related transcription factor Elf-1-like
Exons: 11
Coding region: 603-2309 (568 amino acids)
Biological process (GO): cell differentiation; regulation of transcription by RNA polymerase II
Cellular component (GO): nucleus
Molecular function (GO): sequence-specific DNA binding; DNA-binding transcription factor activity, RNA polymerase II-specific
Source: RefSeq, a predicted model, not a curated record
CCCCAAACACAUGUAGCCAUUUUGCAGAGCAGCGCGACCAUCUUCCGACAAGCAGCGAAGAGCCGCAGAGAUCUGAGGAGCAGGAGGACCGGCACGGAGGAGGGAACCGAAAGCUCCGGCGGGCGCCGAGCGGAGAACGCGGCGUUCUCGACCCCGAGUCGGAGACAAGGCUGGAGGGAGGAAGAGGCAGGGCGGUCCGAGACAAACCCUCCCUCCGCUCCGCGCUCCACGGGCCGCGGUCCGCCGAGAAAUCGUGGGCCGCUGUAAACUCUGGGAAACGUGUCCCUGACCUGGUUAAAGUUGAAGUCCUCCGCUCGUGUUUUUUCUUCGCACCAAACCUGGCAAAUGAGAAGCAGCAUGAGUCCGGUCACGAUUCCCUGCCGCUUCCUUGGACCGCGUGUGGGUUCUUGAAGAUAACGCACAGCUGCUCCCCCAAGCACAUUAUCUAGGAGGGCUUCGGCGCCAGCGGCGCCUGAAAUCUUCCAGGGAUUUCUCAAGUGGCAGACAGUGAUCCGAUCCAGCGAAGUCCCUGUGAUCCGAGCCGGCGCCGCUCCGAAGCGUUUUGGGAUGAAACCGUGACGCUGCGGAGCCGUUAGAGCACGAUGGCAGCCGUUGGAAACAACGAACUGGUCAUUGAGUUUGCCAGUAGCUGCAUAGAAAGCGUACAGCAGCUCAGCGACCCGUCAGUGUUCCCAGCUGUGAUUGUGGAGCAGGUCCCAAACUCCCACCUCCUUAGCUACUCGGACCUGGCGUGCGAGCAGCCGGCCUCAGGCGGCUUCCAUCCCAACUCCCUGGAUGUGGCAGAGGAGCAGGUGGUGGGGAAGGAGGAGGAGGUGACUCUCACAGUGGAGACGUGCUGUCACAAUGGCGAAGAGGAGGCCAUGGAAGCAGUGGAGGCUCCGGAGAUGCUGCUGAGCUUGGACCCCUCCACCAUGCUUCUUGAGGAGAAGCAGACGUCUCAACCGUUUGGUGUGCCACUGAGCAUAGGGAAGACCGGUUCUCAGCUCCAGCAGGAAGCCCUGGUUAAAUCUGCUGCCCAGCAGCUCGGAGGGAAGAAAGGGAGGAAACCAAGGAAGCCUCGCCCAGUGUCUCCAACGCCAGAUGUCCAGAUACGGAAGAAGAGCAAAGAUGGUAGAGGAAGCACACUCUAUCUGUGGGAGUUCCUCAUGGCCUUGCUGCAGGACAAGUCAACAUGUCCCAAAUACAUUAAAUGGACCCACCGAGAGAAGGGCAUCUUCAAGCUGGUGGAUUCCAAGGCUGUGUCCCGUCUGUGGGGAAAGCAUAAAAAUAAACCUGACAUGAAUUAUGAAACUAUGGGCCGAGCGCUGAGAUACUACUAUCAGCGCGGGAUCUUGGCCAAAGUCGAGGGCCAAAGACUGGUGUAUCAGUUUACGGAGAUGCCCAAAAAUCUUGUGUGGAUAGGUGAAGAUGAUCCUGACAAUGGCCGGUCGCUGGAUGAGAAAAUGUCAUCUGAGGCACCUGUUCGCACACAGUCCGAACCCAAAUCGAACAUGAGGAGUGGAGGCCUGAAACACAAAGCCAGAGGAUCGAAAGUAAUGGCGGACUACAGAGCAAGUAGUACAGAUCAGCAAGCGGAAGACCUCCAGCCAGCAGUGGGCAAUGAAAGUAGUCCAAAAGCAGCUCGGCCACUGGGGCUCAUCCAGCAGCACCAUCUUCCCAUUGUGUCUGCGGAGAUGAUGAGGACACUGCAGAACAUACAGUCACUGCAGCCGGGUCAAAACGGCUCGGUGUUCAGGACGGUGCAGUUGCUCGAAAGCCUACAGAAUGCGCAAGAGAGACACGCUGCCAAAGACAUCCACCAGGAGGCGCUAGCUGGGCCCAUCAGUACCACAGCUGGUCAAACACAAGUGCCGGUGGUGAUGUCAGCCGGAAGCCAGUGUGUGACGCUGCAGACGGUGCCAAUGAGCUCUGAGUCAGGGACUUUGACCACUAGCAGUUCCACCUUCUUGCUGCAGACAGUCCCCUCGCUGCAGCCGGUCACAGUGAUGAUGAAGAAAGUCACCCCAGAAAGCUACCUGAUGCAAGAGGAAGCAGACAGAGUCAGGGACAAGCCAGCAGCGUCUGCCGUGACGACCUUCGUAGGCAACCAGCAACUGGUGUCGCAUCCCCCCGGCACCGUCAUAGCCUCCGUCACCUCGACAUCGGACAGCAAACUGACCGCAAAGCCAUCCAAUGGAGACGAGGAGCUGGAAAGGCAGCCAGGCAUCAAAGUGGAACCCAUCAGCGUCGUGGUCCUCAAUGACGCUUGGGUCGGUGUCGGGGACAGCCAGAAGGACACAGAAUCCUGAAAAGGGACACUGAUCAUGGAGCAUCACUCUGACUGCUCCCUUAAGUACUCCUACCAAUGAACCACCCAGGAGGUCAUCUACCUCUCCUCAACAGACACCAAACAGUGUAAAUAAUCCAAUGAGACCAUAAUAAAUAAAUGAAUUUGGUUAAAAUUAGCCAGUUCCUGCAAGCAUAAACCCAUGUGUAAGCCGUGUGAAGUUCGACACGGCUUUCAGAGAUGUUAAUUAAUAUUUUUUUUUUCCUGCUAAGACUAUGAAGAAUUUGUAAAAUCAAACAUUUGAUACACUGUGUAAUUUUCUUCAUCAGAUAUUUACUGUCAUUAUUUAUUCAGAUUCCAUUGAACUUAUCUGAUGAUUAAAGCGUUCAGUGUAGCUUCGAUUUAAAAAAAAAAAAAAAAAAACUGACUCACU